Messenger RNA from Ostreobium quekettii, 315 nucleotides. Lineage: Eukaryota; Viridiplantae; Chlorophyta; Ulvophyceae; Bryopsidales; Ostreobiaceae. The record is from the annotation of a GenBank genome assembly.
GCGUGGAAACUCCGAACGAAGCAGGUGGAAGAAAUGGCGCGACAAGAGGAGGAGGAGCGGAUGGAGGAGAACAAACGUAACCAAUGCUACUUGAAGCACCAGAUGCAGAUCAGGGAGCGCCAGGCGGCCGCUGCGAAGCUGGAGGAACGCGAGAUCGCGGGCAUGCUGCUGGACAACGUGGAAGAUGGCGAAAGGAGGUUCAAAGAGUACGCCACGGCGUGCGUCGACGAAUGGGGCAGACGCAGGCAGACGACGGAGCCCAUGGCGCUGUACAUGGCCAAAACGGAGAGCCCCAGGCUCGAUCCGGCGAUCUGA